UCUUCAACCCAGCUUCUUCUAAACAUUGGACUCUCACUGGUAUAUUUUUUUGGGACUGUCAUUAAUUGGCGGAUACUGGCUAUUAUAGUAUUCUAUAAAAGACAUAUACUAUAUAUACAAAUUGGUUUUACUUAAGUUCUGGUCCAGGUGCUCUUCCAUGUUUUAUUCAAGUGAUCGGUAUAUACUUUAUACCGGAAUCUCCAAGAUGGUUGGCUAAAGUCGGUUCAGGCAAAGAAGUAGAAAGUUCUUUGCAUCGACUUAGAGGAAAAGACACUGAUGUUUCAGGUGAAUCCGCUGAAAUUCAGGUUAUGACAAAAAUGCUUGAAGAAGAUUCAAAGUCCAGUUUCUGCGACAUGUUUCAGAAGAAGUAUAGACGAACUCUUGUGAUUGGAAUUGGUCUAAUGUUGAUACAACAGUUAUCUGGAGCUAGCGGUAUCACAUUUUACUCAAAUGCCAUAUUUAGAAAAGCUGGUUUUUCAGAGAGACUUGGGUCAAUGAUAUUUGGUGUCUUCGUGAUCCCAAAAGCUUUGAUUGGUAUGAUACUUGUGGAUAAAUGGGGAAGACGACCACUCCUAUUGGCUUCUGCUGUAGGAAUGUCCAUCGGGUCCUUGCUUAUUGGGGUUAGCUUCACGUUACAGGAAAUGAAUCUGCUUCCUGAACUGAUUCCAGCUUUAGUCUUCAUAAACAUUCUGGUCUACUUUGGAUUUUUUGCAAUCGGUAUAGGAGGGCUACCUUGGGUCAUUAUGUCUGAGAUAUUUCCAAUAAAUAUAAAAGUUUCAGCAGGGACAAUCGUCGCAUUAACAUCGUGGACCACUGGGUGGUUCGUGAGUUACGCUUUCAACUUUAUGUUUGAAUGGAGCGCUCAAGGAACAUUUUACAUAUUUGCGAUGGUUGGGGGAAUGUCAUUGAUUUUUAUUUGGAUGCUCGUCCCGGAGACCAAAGGACAGUCACUAGAAGAACUGCAAGCUUCGCUUACAGGGACAACCUAAAUAAACAUUAC
Messenger RNA from Camelina sativa (false flax), 1000 nucleotides. The record is from RefSeq and is a predicted model, not a curated record. Lineage: Eukaryota; Viridiplantae; Streptophyta; Magnoliopsida; Brassicales; Brassicaceae.